AGGAGGAGAGAAGGGAAGAGGAGGAGAAGGAAAGAAGGCAGGAAGCAAGAUUUGGGAUCCAGGCAAUGAGGAGAAGAAGUGGGGAUGUGAUGCAUGCUGCUAAGCGGGUCAUGUCUGCCAGUGCCUCUUGUUUGGGAUUGCUGGGAAUCUGGUUGUUUCUUAUUGUCUUCUUUAUCCUGGAGGCAGCUGGAACCAGAAGCUCAGCAUUUAGCAGUAUGGCCUCAGAUGCUUCAUGCUGUAACCAGGCAAAGGAUAAUUUAAUGUGUCGUGAUGUAUGUGAACAGAUAUUAUCUUCAAAAAGUGAGUCCCGCAUAAAACACCUGUUCCUGAGAGCACCAGAUUACUGCCCGACUUCAAUGAUUGAUGUUUGGACAUGUAUUAAUUCAUCACUGCCAGGUGUUUCCAAGAAGUCAGAUGGCUGGGUAGGCCUUGGAUGCUGUGAACUAGCAAUAGCUGUGGAGUGUCGGCGAGCUUGCAAGCAGGCAUCAUCGAAAAAUGAUAUUUCAAAAGCCUGCAGAAAACAAUACGAGACAGCCCUUAUUAGCUGUAUUAACAGAAAUGAAAUGGGAUCAGUGUGCUGUAGUUAUGCAGGACGGCACACAAAUUGUCGGGAAUAUUGUCAAGCCAUCUUUCGCACAGAUUCAUCACCAGGUCCUUCCCAAAUUAAAGCAGUUGAAAAUUUCUGUGCUUCUAUCAGUCCUCCCUUAGUUCAGUGUGUAAACAACUACACCCAGUCGUAUCCAAUGAGGAACCCUGUGGACAGUUUGUACUGCUGUGACAGAGCUGAGGAUCCACGUUGCCAGGCAGCUUGCAAAAGAAUUCUUAUGUCUAAGAAAACAGAGCCUGAGAUUGUUGAUAGCCUUAGUGAAGGAUGCACCAAACCUCUACCCCAGGAUCCCCUUUGGCAGUGCUUCCUGGAAAGCUCAAGGGCAGUUCGUCCUGGAGUCAACAUCGCUCCUCCGCCUUCAGCAGGUCUUGAUGGUGCUGAACUGCAUUGCUGUUCCAAAGCAAACUCUUCAAACUGUAGGGAUUUGUGCACUAAAUUAUACAGUACAAGCUGGGGAAAUACACAGGCUUGGCAAGAUUUCGAAUUUGCUUGUGAAUAUAACCCUCUGGAAGCACCAAUGUUAACAUGCUUAGCUGAUGUAAGAGAACCGUGUCAACUGGGCUGUCGAAAUCUCACAUUCUGCACAAAUUUUAACAACAGACCAACAGAGUUAUUCCGCAGCUGCAAUAUUCAGUCAGACCAGGGUGCAAUGAAUGACAUGAAACUAUGGGAGAAAGGCAGCAUUAAAAUGCCCUUCAUGAAUAUUCCUGUUCUGGAUAUUAAAAAAUGUCACCCAGAAAUGUGGAAGGCUAUAGCGUGCUCACUGCAGAUUAAACCUUGUAAUAGUAAAUCUAGAGGAAGCAUCAUCUGCAAAACAGAUUGUAUAGAAAUACUUACAAAGUGUGGUGAUCAUAGUAGAUUUCCUGAGAGUCACACAGCAGAAAGUAUUUGUGAGCUUCUUUCUCCUUCUGAUGAAAAUGAAGACUGCAUUCCACUUGACAGUUAUCUUAAAUCAAGCCCACUGGACAAUGCCAUAGAGGAAGUUACUCAUCCAUGUAAUCCAAAUCCUUGUCCAGCAAAUCAUUUGUGUGAGGUGAAUAGGAAGGGGUGCCUCCCUGGAGAACCGUGCCUUCCAUAUUUCUGUAGUCAAGGAUGCAAGUUAGGCGAGGCUUCUGAUUUUCUUGUGCGCCAUGGUGUGCUCAUUCAAAUGCCAUCAGGAGCAGCUGGCUGUUACAAAAUUUGCACUUGUGGGCAGAGUGGAACACUGGAAAACUGUUUGGAUACACAGUGUGUUGACCUUCAGAAAUCGUGUAUUGUUGGUGGACAACGAAAAAAUCACGGGGAGUCAUUUAAAGUAGAUUGUAAUAUCUGCUCAUGUGUUGCUGGCACACUGAGGUGUUCGAAUCAUCAAUGCCCCCACUCAGAAGAAGAUCGUAGGAUGUUUACAGGUCUACCCUGUAACUGUGAAGAUCAAUUUGUUCCUGUAUGCGGACAAAAUGGACGUACAUACCCAAGUGCAUGUAUAGCACGAUGUGUUGGGUUAUUGGAUCACCAAUUUGAAUUUGGGCUCUGUUCCUCCAAAGAUGUAUGCAAUCCAAACCCAUGUUCCAGAAAUGAAAGAUGUAUUCCAAAACGACAAGUUUGUAUAACCAGCUAUGAGAAAUUUGGGUGUGCCCAGUAUGAAUGCAUCCCAAGGCAGCUUAAAUGUGAACAUUCCCGGGACCCAGUGUGUGACACUGAAAAUAUGGAGCACAUGAAUCUUUGCACCUUAUAUCAAAGAGGAAGGCUGCUGUCAUAUAAAGGGUCAUGCCAACCUUUUUGCAAAUCUGCAGAACCUAUUUGCGGGCACAAUGGAGAGACAUACCCUAAUGUUUGCAGUGCGUAUUCAAAUCGUGUUGCUGUGGAUUAUUAUGGACACUGCCAGGAUGUUGGAAUCUUUUCAGACCAAGGCCUUCAUAGUGAAUGUUUGUCUAUUCAGUGCCCCACAAUCCCUGCCACAGUUUGUAAACCCGUCACGCCACCUGGAGCAUGUUGUCCAUUGUGUGCUGGUGUCCUAAGAAUCUUAUUUGACAAAGAAAAACUGGAUACUUUUGCCAUGGCGACAAAGAAUACACCAAUAACUGUUAUGGACAUCCUUCAGAAAAUUAGACAGCACAUCUCUGUACCUCAGUGUGAUGUAUUUGGGUACUUAAGUAUGGAAUCUGAUAUUAUUAUCCUUAUUGUUCCUGUUGAUAGUCCCCCAAAAUCAAUACAGAUUGACGCAUGCAAUAAGGAGGCUGAGAAAAUCAAUUCCCUUAUAAAUUCAGACAGUCCAACCCUGGUAUCCCAGGUGCCAUUAUCAGCACUCAUAACUUCAGAAGUUCAAAUAUCAACAACAUUAACUUCUGAUUGUAACAGAAUUUGUUUAAGUAUUAAUUAUAUUUAUUUAUAUCUUGCUAUAUCCAUGUUGUAUAUAACCUUUAAUGCAUAAGCUGCACAUCUUACACGUUGCUCUUUUUUUGAAGAGAGUAUUAUUUCUGUGAUACGUAACCAAUAUGCAAAACAGGAAUCUGUUCUAAAAAGAUUAAAAAAUGCAAGGAAUUUUGUAUAUGUCAAAAAAUUAGAGGGAUCUUUAUUUCUAUGAAAUCAAAUCACUUAUUUUUUAUAAAUCGGUUAAGCAGAUACAUUUAAACUAAAUGCUUUGUAUAUACAAUUAUGAUAAAAUGUAUUUUUUAAAUAUAUCAACUGUGAAGUAUUAUUUGGAUUUUCACAAGGUGUGAUACAAUUCUAUUGUUGUUGCUAAAUAAUAAAGGCUGUAAUGUAAGGAGAUACCAUUUUUAAACUCCACCCCCCCCCCAUAAUCCCUUGUCACUAACCUGUUUUCCAGCUUGGCCUGGUAGCCUUAUUUCACUUGGCAUGAUUGCUGCUGUUCUGAAUUGCUUCCGUUAACUCUAUGCAUGUGCAUUAAACAUUCUAAAAAGUAGUAUGUUCUGUAAAUUAGAUGCAUGGUGUAAAGCAAGUGCUGCUGGACAAGUCUCUGAAAAGGGUUACCAGCUAACACCAUUAAAAAAGGGAUAAACAUGAAUAUUCUUGAAGGGGGAGAAGACUUUGCAUUUAACCCUAGCAAACAGGCAAUAGUUAAGAUGUUAGAUUGGAUGAUGAAUAAUAGAGGACCCCAAGAGUUAUAUAAAACUAUAAAGAAAUAAGGCUAACCUUAAAACUGAAAUCUCAGUCUGUUUUUAGAUGCUGUGGUCAGUGACCAUCACAACCCAAUAGCAUUUUCAGCAAGCAGACUAGGAAUGGUAGUAAUUCAAAGGCCAUAAAAAAAGAAUCCCAGUUAAAACACAGUCUCUAGAAUUGGUCCAUUUAUAACAUUUUAUUCAAACUUUUUUAAUAAUUAUAAUUUUAUUAAAGUUUCCCUUUAGUUCCCAAUGAAAAAUACUGAUUGCACAUCUGCAUUAAAUACAUAAAUAAGUAUAACCCUUUAACCCUAUGUUCAACAUGAGUUAAUAGGGCAGGGCCUUGGAUAAAACUACUUUUUACCUAUUGUUAUAAUUAAGACACAUAUGCUUUUAGUAAUAUGUUGCACUAAUCAGGGCAGUUAAGGAGAAGAAAUCAGGUAAUCAAAUUACCAGUCCAUAUUUAAAUACUCUGGAUAAUGAGACGCCAGCUACAGCUUACAGCUAAGCGUCACACAAUUUCACCCACAACCUCCCUGUAGGCCCCUAAAGCAGAAGAAGCAGGCCUGACACCAUACAGCCACAGGGUCUGCUUGCUUUAUAGUUACCCCACUGGUGUAUAGACAAGAUAAAGGUGUCUUUUAUUAAAAAUAAUUUUUGAUAACCCUAUAUAGAAUAUUUUUUUUAAUUUAAUUUUGAAAUACGACUAGAGGCAGAACAGUUUCUUACCAAGUCCCCUCUGAUGUGCUUCAGUCUCUCUACUGCUGUGCUGCAAGUUGGUGUGAUUUCAACCCAUUAACCGUAUUGUAUCAUAGAGACAAAUGGCCAAAAUUGGUCAUGCUGCAAAGUUGGUAGUGAGAAUUUUCAUUUGGCCCAGAGUUGUUUGCAGUAGUCUAAUAAAUAAGGUUGUCACCUUCAACUCGGCUGAAGGUUCAAAGGGCACAGCAUGUGACAUUAGCAGGCAGCAGAUAAUGAAAACUGGCAGGAAACUGGACAGCCUAUGUAAAAAAUGGAAUGGUCCAACACCAGGCAGGUGGCAACCCUACUUAUAAAGGGCAAGGAGCUGUUCUGGGCAGGGUGAGGCAACAGGUGACAGGGAGUUGUUUGUGUGUGUUAGAAUCAAGCAAUAAAGUUAAAGGAAUUAAUCUGAGGUAAAACAGAACUGAGCAGAUAGUUGAAUGGCAGAAGGUUGAAGUGAGCAAGGAGUUUUAAUCCAGACUGGAGCUAUUUAAAAGAGUGACUGUCAUUUAUUGGAGAUCUUAUAUUCAGUUGUUCCAUUUGCAAUGUUUGCAGCAGAUGGUGGCAGUACAGUUAUGUUGCUCCCUGAGCAAAGGAUUGGCUGUUGCUAUACUGAUGACAUUGUAUUCCAAGGGAUAGAAGUAUAGAAAAAUUAUGAUUCUGUUGAAAACUUUGCAUUAUAGUCCGCCUCUUGGAGAAAACAAUUUUAAUAAAGAGGGGAAAAAUAAUGAUCGCUUUUUGACAAAGCCGCUGCUAUUUUUUUACAGGAACCUUAGAUAUGUACCAAAAACAGAGUUUCUUUUAUAUAUUAGUUUCUUUUAUAUAUUUAUAUAUAGGGAAAGAAAGAGAAAAUAAUGUGCCCCCUGUUGUAAAAUAUGAGGCUAUUAAAAGCCACCAAGGAGUUCUGUGGUCAUAUCAAGGCACACGGCCAAAGGCCAAGUCUUCUAAUAUCCUAAUAUUUUACAAUAGGGGCAGUGCUGGAAUUGGGGAGGGAUGGGGAGGGAUGCCACCUCUCCUCUUCUUUAUUUCUGUGAAGUGGCAUCCCCUCAGGGGGGAAGCAAUAGUUUUCUGGGGUCUUUGUAUUCUUAAGGGGUCUUAUAACACACAGUAUGCAAGCAGGGUGCUAUGUUUGCAGAAGCUGAAUUGGCAGCCAAGAAAAGUUGGCAUCCCUCCAAUUUUUUAUUUUCAUUCGAGCACCAAAUAGGGGGUACAUUAUUUAUUUUAAUAAACAAGUUUCAAUGAGUCAUGUGACAGAAAAUACAUCACUAAGCACUAAUUAUAACUGACGAGAUUACUAAGCGCCAUUUAUAAGGAUAUGAUUUACAGGAUAUUCAUGGCUCUUGUGUACAUAUAUAUAUAUAUAUAUAUAUAUAUAUUAUAUAUAAUAUAUCAUUUUCUUUAUUUUGUAAAUUGUAUAAUAUACAUAUUAUUUCAGUAAAUAUCAUUAUGUAAUCAAUAUGGCAAUAAACUGCAUUAUUAUUUGUUUAUAUGGUAUUAGUGUACAUAUGCAUUUUUAUAUAGCUUUGUAUAUUAUAUAUUUUUUAUUCUAAUGUAUACAAUGGUAUAUGCUCCAAAUAUUGUAUUCGGAAGAAAAGAUUUUAGCUUGUCCAUUUUUUCCUUCACUUUUUUGUUUGAAUAGAUUUGUUUAUUCUUAUGUACCAACAUGUAUACAUACAAUAUUUUAAAACUCAAAAAUUAUUUACUUUUUAAAGGUUUUAUGUGUGCAUAUGCAGAACAAGGGUUCUUUUAUGGACAAGGUAGCAUAAAGAAAAUGUGUAUUUCAAUAAAACAUUAAGAUAUAUUGCA
Molecule: messenger RNA, 6249 nt
Organism: Xenopus tropicalis (tropical clawed frog)
Lineage: Eukaryota; Metazoa; Chordata; Amphibia; Anura; Pipidae
Gene: reck
Product: reversion-inducing-cysteine-rich protein with kazal motifs
Exons: 22
Coding region: 66-3017 (983 amino acids)
Cellular component (GO): plasma membrane
Molecular function (GO): serine-type endopeptidase inhibitor activity; metalloendopeptidase inhibitor activity
Source: RefSeq, a predicted model, not a curated record